Ruditapes philippinarum (Manila clam) is the source of this 3218-nucleotide messenger RNA. RefSeq lists its product as uncharacterized. The record is from RefSeq and is a predicted model, not a curated record. NCBI's taxonomy places the organism in Eukaryota, Metazoa, Mollusca, Bivalvia, Venerida, Veneridae. The transcript has 6 exons. Bases 148 to 711 code for a protein of 187 amino acids.
UGAACAUGAGAAAUACUUUGAUUGUACCUGAUUGGCUAAUCUGCAUUAGGAAGAAAAAUAGGAACUCAAUAAAAAGAUGCGCAGAAACGUCUUCAACAAACGACGGAGGAUCAUCUUUAAAGAGAUAACAGGCAAGUUUCAAACGAAAUGACCAUGCAGUUAUUUGGUGCAUUAAUUCUGGCAGGAAUGUUGUGCUCUUCACUUUGUCAGGAGGACAGUCUCUUUAUAGCCGAGUCGCAUAAAAAGGGUAAUGAGAAGAUUUUAAUUAUUAAAGACAAGACUACUGGCAAAAAAGUCACGGAAAUAGAUGUCUUUGAAAAUGAGGGAUAUCAACUUGGAAAACCUGUAGACGAAAACAUCUGUCUCGUCUCACGAUUUCUCGUUAAGGCAGACGAUCCUCCACAUUGUUUCAAACGUAUACCUGCUAUUGACAUGCAAGACGAAAUACCAGCCGACCUUACAGAAUGUAAAAACCGUGACAUUGUCUUUGUAAAACCGACAGAAUGUCUCAAGCCUGACAUGGACCAUGAGAGUGAAUCAGAAAACGGACUCAGACAAAAAAGGGCCUCUGUAUGUGCUACCCAUGAGAUCACCUUUUGUGCAUUGUGGGGACUGAAAUGUAUGAGACGUGGAUGGUUGAAUGCAUGUGUAGAAUUAAAGUCCCAUUGUGUUCGCCAAGGAAUCAUUCGUGUUCCUUUAUUACAUUGCUAAUACAACUGAAUGAUUCAAACUUUAACAACCAUAGCUGACAUCUUACAAAAAACGCUUUAGCAUGUACUUGACUGUAUGGUUUAUAAUUUCGUGUUCAUUUAUUGACAUCAUCUCAGUUUGCAUACAAUUGUCUGUUUAAGUCUAACGGAUGUCGCAUUUUUCAGUGUAUGUAUGCUUUUUGUUUUCAUUCCAUAUUUGUUACAAGAAAAGCAUUGAUGCAAAGCAUCAAAGGGCGUCCAAGCAAGAAAUGCAUCAAGUGAAGAUGAACUAGUAGACAUAUGAUGACAAGAUUUUCUUAUAAACUUUCCAAUGGUUUUUACCAGAAUUGUAUAUCACUUAUGAAUGAGCGGACGAAAGACAUUGUUCAUUAUGAACUUUGAUUGGCAUACUAGAGAUUAGAAUAUUACUUGUUAUUUCUUUAUGAUCGUGGUUAUUAAUAGCAACGUAUAUACAUGUAUACAAUCAUUUAUAAUCCAUAUGUGUAACGCAUAAUCAACACCACACUUGUGUAAUUGUCCCUUAUUAUGUUAUCGCUAUUAGCGAAGACCCCCUCUUAAGGUAUCUGUUCACACUUGGUAAAAAUAUGACACUGGUUAUACUACGUUGAUCAUGUUGAGCAUAAUUGUUUAUUAUACAACAAUUGUAAUAUCUAUUAAUUUUAAUAAAAAAAUACAGAUUUUAUGAAUAUUUUCUUUUCUUUUUUUGUGUUUUGAGUUUUUAUGUUUACUACUCUUUCUUUAAAUUAUAAAAUAAAUUUAUCUAUCUCUGGAUACUGCCAACCCCUCUUACGAGUGUUAAAGGCAGGAAGAAUUAAGAAGAAUUCAAUUGUCAUAUUGACCGGCGAUUAUAAGUCAAAACUUAACUGGAAAAAGUCAGAGAAUUAUGGUUAAUCUUUCAAUAUAUAAUAUUGUUUAUUCUUAAACCAUGUACAUGUACAUUUGUAUUUUUUUUAUCAUUUUUUAAAUUAUCAAUCAAUUGAAUAAUUCAUAAAAUCUAAUUUGUAACUUUGAAUAAUUCCUCGGCAUCUUUACUAAACACGAAUAACAAAUUAAAUAAAAUGUUUCAAAGUUGAUAGUGUCAUAUUAAUACCAUAAAAAUGUACCUUUUUUCUCAAUUAUUGUACAUAUUUAUUGUUUUUAUCUCAUAUAGAUAAAAUGAAACAUGCUAUUGUUGUUGUUGUUGUUUUCUUUCGAAUUGUAUGUUUAUGUAUAAUAAUAAUCAAUAAAUCUGAGAGUUGAUCUGAAUUUAUUAACAAUUGUAACCAAACUAAGUGACAAACAUUCAUUUUGGGAAAAAAGCUUAUUUAUCUGUUAAAAUAUUUGUUCUUUUCUGUAACGAUAUCAAACAUCUACUACAAAACCGGGAGAGACCGGACAAUAAACGUGUGGUACUAUUCGCCGGUCACUAGUAAAUCCCGGUCAAAAUAGACCGGGAGAGACCGGGAAUUACCGAUAGGAGUAAUCUAUAAAUAGAUUUUCGGAAUAUUUAGGUCAUCAACUCAUCAUUCUAGGUCAGACACUCACAUUGAUAUUUCCAUAGACGUACAUUAUAAGAAAUGGUCCCUAAUCCUACCUUAAAAUUGAAUUUUCAUGCUAAAGACGUGAUUUUUCUAGCAGAAUGAAAUGCCUGACACAUAAAAAUGUUCCUGUUAUAUAGUGGUAGCCAACCAAAUUUUUUGCAAAAUGACUUCAAAGAGGAUUACCCCCCAUUUCAUUGAAAUUUUCUGCUGAUCACAGGACUGACAUACACUUUUUAUAAAUGCAAAUAUCCAAGUCAAAAUUAUCAUAGAGACUCAUGAAAUAUUUCAUUUUCUUCAGAAAACAAUGUAGUGUUACUUUUUAAAUUAGUUUUUAUACUUAAAAAUACCCCAUUCUCAUCAAAUCACCUCAUGUAUAAAGUUAUUCAUACGGUUUUCCCUGCACUUUUUUUCAGCCAAUCGCUGGCCAUGUUACAAUGCGAUUCCCUGACCUCUAUUUACAGCUUUCGGAUACAUCACGGAUUUAUAUUACAUGUAAAAUCCGUGGAUACAUGUACAACAAUAACAUACCAUAAUAACCCACUGUGUACUACAAAAUGAUAAAUAAAAAACCCCGAAGAGCGCGAUUUAUUGACGGAAAAGGUUAUUUCAUUUUGAAAAUAUUUGCGUUGCGAAAUUCUCUUGCUCGCUAUUCAUUGUACAUAUCGCGACAUUUCAUUUUUAAUUAAUAAUCAAGCACCCUCAUACCGAUCGGAAUGAUCGGCUUUUAUUAUGGCCGACUAAAAGGCUCGAGAAGUUGCUGUCGCCCUUUCACAAAAUCUGAUUUCAUUCCAUAAGAGGCGCCGCUCUUCGGCGCGGACGCCAACAACGUUUAUUCAAUUACAUUUGGAUAAUCAAAAUAGCUUCUGUUUUGAAAUAUGUUAGAUCAAAAAAAGCAAAAGACAUUGCUUUAAAUAUUAUCUCUUUCAGAAUCAUUAUUAUUGGCUAUAUAUCUAUCUAUAAAGAAUAUACAAAGAAUUGUUUGUUGUUG